AGUUUGGAUUGUACCGUGCAUAUACCAUAUACCAUGAGAACCAGGUGGAAUUUCACGGGGCUUCUCGGACUGCUUCUACUCGCUCUGCAGGAGCUUCCCUCGGAGGCGAUGAGGCUGCGGGGUGAACCACUUCCGGGUUUGGCCAACGUAAAUAGGACCCGCCCUGCUGAGCUUGCAGAUGCACCACAAGGUCGUAUUGCAGGUGGAACCACCGCAACCGAGGGCAGUUGGCCGUGGAUCGUGACCAUCCAGAAUAUAUAUUCCUAUCAUCUCUGCGGCGGGAUAAUCAUAAACAAUCGAUAUAUUCUAACGGCCGCAAGUUGCGUGGCGGGAUUGAGGGCCAAAAAUAUAUUGGUGGUCGUCGGAACCUCGGAUUGGUGGGAUCUGUAUGCCAUUUACUACAGUGUGGAGCAGAUCCAUGUGCACUGCAACUUCGACAAGCCGCUGUAUCACAACGAUAUAGCCAUUCUGCGUGUGGCGGCCGAUAUCGAGUUCAACGAUGUGACCACCAACAUAACUCUGGCCGACAUCGAUGAGUUGCAGGAGGGCGAAAAGUUGACCUUUGCGGGUUGGGGCAGCUCGGAGGCCAUGGGAACCUAUGGAAGGUAUCUGCAGGAGGCAUCGGGCACUUAUCUGCCAGUGGACGAGUGCCGCGAGAAGCUGCAGAACUACGAUGACGUGGAUCUGGGACAUGUGUGCGUCCAAAUGGAUGCGGGCAAGGGCGCCUGUCACGGAGACACCGGCGGUCCACUCAUCGAUGAGCAGCAGCGGUUGGUGGGCAUCGGCAAUUGGGGCGUUCCCUGUGGUCGUGGCUAUCCGGAUGUGUACGCGAGGGCUGCCUUCUACCACGACUGGAUCCGCACCACCAUCAACGGGUGUUCGAUUUCCUAGACAUCGGCCACUUCUUAUCUUUGCACUGAGGGAAAUAUGAUCUACUCGAUUUCUUAUUAUGUACACAGAAAAAAGCAAUUAAAUAUGAUUUAUUCAACUGCA
Messenger RNA from Drosophila ficusphila, 993 nucleotides. RefSeq names its product chymotrypsin-2. Gene Ontology annotation, molecular function: serine-type endopeptidase activity. Gene Ontology annotation, biological process: proteolysis. Lineage: Eukaryota; Metazoa; Arthropoda; Insecta; Diptera; Drosophilidae. The coding region runs from base 34 to 891 and encodes 285 amino acids. The record is from RefSeq and is a predicted model, not a curated record. The transcript is spliced from 2 exons.